AUGGUUGAGAUAUUUGAUCCUAGCAAGGGCAGAUUCAUUGUACAAGACUUGGUUGGCGAAGUGUCUCUCGGUGCCGUGGAUGUUGAGUGCAUCUUGGCCUUGGAGAACCACGGACUGUCGGCAGAAGGUAUUCUCGGUGAGGAAGGUGAGGAUGUUAAAGAUCGAGUGCCACCUCAAUUCCUGAGCAAGACCACAGUUCUUGCUCCCAUGUCGAGCAAGACUGUACCAAAGCAAUAUUACGCAUUGGUGGACGAUGUGAAGCGUAUAUCCAAGAUUAAUUGGAAUGCAUUCACCCUCCGGGUUCUGCUGGACUGCCUUCGCAACGUGAGGAAAGGCAAACACCUCCGCCAAUGGACGAGAGGGAACUUAGCUCUCCUGCAGUACCUGUACUGGGAGAAGGUUCAGCCUCUGGAAGGUGAAUGCGCAUUCAAUCCUAGCUUGUCCAUGGAACCUCUAAUGAGGAAUUGGACUGAAGCUGCAGCCUCAAGGAGAGACAAGUUUGAUUAUGACCAAAGCCGUGGCCGUGGUAACAUCAAGAUUGAAGACAACAUAACCAAGGAGUAUAGGGCGCAGGAGCGCAAAAGAUUGUUAGAGAAGUUGAACCAAAAUGGUGUGAUGUACAAGCCAGCGGCUGCUGCGGCUUCCGACAACAACGAUGCCGACCUAGAAGUGGAUUCCUUGGAGAAUGGUCCGCCAGAAAAAAGAAGAAUUCGUAAAACACCUGCCAAGUUAAAUGUUGACAAGACAACGAAGCCUACUGAUGAGUGCGGCGCAACACCGGAGAACCCUUGGAUUGUAGGUAAUUCUCCUCGAGCAGAAUCGUCCGACAUUGACAUUUCUGCAAGUUCUAUCGACAGGAUGGUGGGUAAGAGCAAGGGGAAAAAGUAUGCAGCAACCGCAAAAGAAGACGAUUUUAUAUCCGGGAAGCGCCGACGGACUGUUCCCAAGAAAUUUGAAUCCCCCUUUAAACUUGACAAGCCCGGCAAGCGAAGCGCUCGCGCUCUGUUUAGUGACAAUGACAUGGAAGGCUCUGUUAAGGACGAUUUGACACCGGAACUCAUCGAUGCUGCUGUUGCGUUUGUGGAGGCAGCUGCUCGGUCUGAGAAGAAUAUGACAAAAAGAGUUUACUACAAUGAACGUGGCACCUCUGUGACUGUGGAGAGAAUACGACCGGUUAUCGAUGCUUAUCAGACACAUUUGGCUCUGCGCGUUGGUCAUGAUCGGCACCUCUGUCCAGCCUGGAGGUCCAAAUACCUUGUUGAUCGUGCUAAGGCACGAGACAACCCUAAACCGUCGAAAUACAACAUGGAUAGUGCGCUGAGCAGAGCUGGAGCAGUACGUAGGGUUCUGGACGAGUAUACCGUCCGUGAUAAGUCAUUUAUCCCGUUGAACGUCGGCAAUACACACUGGAUCACGGUGGUGAUGCACAACCGCAAGAAAGAAUUCCGAGUUUUUGAUUCGCUCUAUCCUCUCGAGUUCUCUCUCGACACUGUGAAAGCACUGCGACUAGCAAUAGCAAUUGAUAUGGAAGAGGCAAACCGUAUUACACCUGGCAAAUAUCCAGACGUCACUAAGUGGCCUAUCAUACCUCAGAUCGACAUGCCACCACAAGAGGACGGGAACUCUUGUGGCCUUUUUGUGAUUGAAGUUAUGGAGCAUUGGGACGGGGAUCGAUGGACCGCCGAUUUUACCCAGGGCACGGUUAAUACAAGGAGAAGGCGUCUCAUCGCCGAGUUGGUUCUCUCACCUACCAACACGCUCGAAUGUGUGAAGAACAAAAUCCGCGACAUCGCAAAGAAAAGCAAGGCGUGA
Molecule: messenger RNA, 1812 nt
Organism: Aegilops tauschii subsp. strangulata
Lineage: Eukaryota; Viridiplantae; Streptophyta; Magnoliopsida; Poales; Poaceae
Source: RefSeq, a predicted model, not a curated record